Molecule: messenger RNA, 405 nt
Organism: Fonsecaea erecta
Lineage: Eukaryota; Fungi; Ascomycota; Eurotiomycetes; Chaetothyriales; Herpotrichiellaceae
Exons: 1
Coding region: 1-405 (134 amino acids)
Source: RefSeq, a predicted model, not a curated record
AUGUGCAAGACCGAAGCGUUCAAAUCUCACACCUGCCCACAUCACUGGAUGAGCAUCGUCAAACCAUGUGGGCCCGAAGCGUCCUUCAAGAACCAGGCUCACCAAUACACUCCGGCACGGAGCGCCUGGAAAAGACUGGUGCAACCAGAAUACCUCUCUGCGCCGGCCAAGAGCUGUCCGAAUUGCAAUCUGAAGGGGGACUACGAUGCAGACAAGACACGAAUCAUUCUCAGGAACCCCGGCGAGGCAGGCAAUCUGGGCAAUGGAUACAACAUGACCGAUGGACGGGGGAGGGUGACCCCAGCGAACCAUUACACGAGACAUGGUCGGCCAAUGUCAUAUGCUCCGACAGGGUUUCAUACCAAUGGCCAGUGGCAACAGGCUGGGUGCUGUACUGUGAUGUGA